Molecule: messenger RNA, 3437 nt
Organism: Microplitis mediator
Lineage: Eukaryota; Metazoa; Arthropoda; Insecta; Hymenoptera; Braconidae
Product: elongation of very long chain fatty acids protein 7-like
Exons: 4
Coding region: 309-1148 (279 amino acids)
Biological process (GO): fatty acid elongation, monounsaturated fatty acid; sphingolipid biosynthetic process; fatty acid elongation, polyunsaturated fatty acid
Cellular component (GO): endoplasmic reticulum membrane
Molecular function (GO): fatty acid elongase activity
Source: RefSeq, a predicted model, not a curated record
UGUUACCGUCGCUUGACCAAGGUUCUCUUUGACGGUGGCACCCACAAGGAUUCCCCGAGGUUGUCAAGUCGACUUCGAGAGUGGCACACUACUCUGUUAGUCAGUGGUCCAGUCGUUUACCGUCGAGUAAAGUUUAAAUUGUGAGGGUGAUUGUAACGGUCGGAAUUUAUAUUUUUCGGAUAUUCCGAAUUGUUUUUAAAUUUUAUUGUUUUUAAAUUUAACAUACUUGUCUUUGAUUCCUAAAUUAUUAAAUAGAGAACCAAAAACUAAGAUUUGACUAUUAGCAGUUACCGAAGAAUCUAUACAAUAUGCCUGGUAUUAUUGAGUGGUAUCGCGAUCUCAUGCAAAAUAAAAUUGAUCACAGAACUAGUGAUUGGUUUCUUGUUACCGGACCAGGACCGUUAUUGAUGAUUGUUGUAACUUAUGUUUACUUUAGCACAUCAGCCGGUCCAAGAUAUAUGAGAGAUAAAAAACCAUACUCUCUAAAAAAUAUAUUAAUCGUUUAUAAUUUUAUCCAAGUGAUUCUAAGCUGUGUAUUAGUCCAUGAAGGCCUAGUAAAUGGUUGGUGGAACGACUAUGGUUUUGGCUGCCAAUCAGUCGACAGAUCAAUGAACCCUAAAGCUCUGAGGAUGGCUCGAGCUGUUUGGCUGUAUUACAUUUGUAAGCUGAUCGAACUCUCGGACACAGUAUUUUUUGUUCUUCGAAAGAAGCAACGACAAAUAUCAUUUCUUCACGUAUGGCAUCAUGCUAUUAUGACUGUUACAGCUUGGAUUGGAGUCAGAUUUUUCCCAGGAGGUCAUGUAACUCUUCUUGGUCUCAUUAACUCAUUUAUUCAUAUUAUUAUGUAUGCAUACUACAUGUUAUCUGCGUUUGGCCCACACAUGGAGAAAUAUCUUUGGUGGAAAAAAUAUCUGACGAGAUUACAACUUAUUCAAUUUUGUAUUAUAUUCAUGCAUAAUAUUCAGCAUUUUUGGUUAGACUGUGACUUCCCCAAAUCACUUGCUGGAUUGUUGUGCUUCAAUGCAGGGUUUUUCAUUUAUUUGUUUGGUUCAUUCUAUGUGAAAAAUUAUUUAUCGCCGACAUCGCGCAAAGUUCAAAAUAGUAAAUCGAUUCAAACUCCAUCUACUACUAAUGAAAAAAUCGACUGAUCAGAAAAUCACUGAAUUAUACAAUACUGCAUAUCUCAAUAAUAAAGCGUGACCUCACGCUCGGAUGUAGUGAAAUUUCGAAAAUUUUUCUACAUUUUACUAUGUAUGGUUAAGAAAUAGUUUAAUUAUUAAAAUUCAAUUAAUGAGAUACAGGCAACCUCGGUAACUUUGGCCUAAUCAGGGCAAUUUAAACUUCUUGUAAAGUGUAUAUUUGACUUUGUUUCACCAUGAAAUGUAGAUAACAGGAUACUAAACUGACUAUUGGUUAAACCGUUAGAAAAAAUAGUAUUUAAGUAAUGGCUAAAUAUUAUUUUUUAGGACCAACAUUGUUAUCCUGACGAAAGAAAGUUACCCGAAUUGACUGUUCCUUAUAUUAAAAUUAAGUCAUUAAAAUUUAUAAUUUUAUAUGUAAUAUGUCUAGAUUUUCAGAUGAAAAAUCUCUCAACUUUCUUUUAGGAAUUAGUAUUCAUUUAAGGUUUUCAUACACAGAAAAAAAUAAACUUUAAAAAUUAGUGUUUGAAAUUAUAACCCCCCGAGUCGAAACACAAAUUCUCGUUCAAUCCUCAAAAGCCUCAAUUCCUUUGAUGUUUUAUCUGCCGCCCAGAAAGUAACUCUACUUUAGUACUCAAAAUCCUCAAUGAGAACUAUGAGGUCUAAAUUUUGAAUUAUAAGUAAGACCUCAAAAUCCUCAACGAAUGAAAAGUUAUGUUUCGGACUUUUAAGAAUUUUAGAUAGAAAAGGGAGAGGAGAGAAUACGUCGAAUGAGACUUUUGAUGUUCAAAUGGGGAUAAAAUGAUUUCUGUACGUUUUGAGUAUUUUGAGGCUCUAAUCUAGAUUAUGUUAUUCCAGUUCUCAAAGUGGUAAAAUUGGUCGUAACUGCUACUUUGAGGACUAAACUAGGAUAGCUUUCUAUACUGUUGUCGAUCUCCAAAUUCUAAAUUGAUCCUCAAAAACUUCAUUGAGAACUUUGAGACGUAAAUCCGAAUUUGUUUUUUGACUUGGGCCGGAACCUGAGUGUGAAUAUAGGGAAUUUUAACAUUCCAAACAAUAUAUUUUAUAAUACAUGUCAUAAAUUUGUUAAGUAUCAGUUACGAUUUUUAAAGUUCAAAUAUCAAUUUUUCUUGCAUAGACAAUAAAUUUUAAUACUUAUCAAAUAAUUAUUCACGUUUUAAUUAUAAAUUAAAGAAUUAAUAUUUAGAAUGAUAGUAUUUACUGAUCACUUUAUUAUGACAUUACUUGUCGUUUCUUAAUUUAUAGAGUCAUGUUGGGCAAGUGUGCGCAUACUUGCCUUACAUGAUUAUAGUUCAUUUUUUUCCGUAUAGUCACAACGGUAAAAAUAAUUUGUUAUUACCAUAAGUUAUUUCAAGGUGAAAUGAAAUGAAUCAGUUUUCGGUGCAAUUUCCAACAUAUAAUUAACUUAAAUUUAUAAUUAUAAGUAUCAUUGUACGUAAAAGUCAGUAUGACAUAGCAAUAAUCGUUCAUUCAUACAGCAUUAAUGAAUAAACUCAUCUUUUAGAAUUCAUGUCAUUAAUUUCUUUAUUUAUAUCAUUUGAUACAAAUUAUUACAGAUUAAAAUUAAUAUUUUGACAAGAUAAAAAAAAAUAAUUUCUCCAUCUAUUGAACAUGAUCUUUGGACAAUGUGUAUAAAAAAAAAAAUCAUAGUUUUUUUGUUAAUUUAUUUUUUGUUUUUAGAAGAGUUAAUUUUUUAACGGUUCAAAUAUAAUUAGCAAUAUUUUUAUAUUAACAUUUAAAAGAAGAUUAAUUUUUUUAAAUUACUUGCACGUAUUUAUUUUACAAGGGGUAUACAAAUUCAAUUUAUUUUUUACUAUUCUAAUUUUAUAACUAGCAGUAAUGUAUUCAUUUAUAAUUUACCCCCGAAAAUUUUAUGGAAGUUACAAGUAAGCUUUGCUAUUCAUUAAUACUGGAAAUGUAGUCAUUUAGUUAACUAACGUUCUAUUUGUGGUAAUAACUUAAAAGAAAAAUAGAUUUGAUUCUUACCCUUUUACAAUUUUUUUGUCGACUUUAAUUAUCCCGGUCGUAUAGUUUCUGAGAAACAGUUUGAAAUCAUUGUUUUUUUUAACACGGAUUGAUUAUAAACAAUUAGAAAGUCCCUGGCCAUUUCUAUUCAGAACUCGAAUCUAACUCAUUCCGUACCAAUUGAUAUACCAUUCAAAGAUUUUCAACAUUCUUUCGAUGUGUUUUUGUAAUCCUAUAGUCCCUUUUCUGAGCUAACUCCCUAUCCAAAAAUUCCCAUAGAAUCCACUCAAAUGCGACAAAAACCGCAUAGAA